Molecule: messenger RNA, 363 nt
Organism: Lichtheimia ornata
Lineage: Eukaryota; Fungi; Mucoromycota; Mucoromycetes; Mucorales; Lichtheimiaceae
Exons: 2
Coding region: 1-363 (120 amino acids)
Source: RefSeq, a predicted model, not a curated record
AUGCCAAGGACAGUUUCAUUACUGGCUGGUGUGCUAGCUGUUGCUGCAGUGACGUACAAGUUGCGCAUUGACGUUACCAACAAUACCAACAACAUUCGCAUGCGCUUGGACGAUGCAAAGACCACGCUCGAUCACGUUGCGGCCGGUACCGCUAGCAAGUCGCCCUCGCCUUACCAAUCGACGCGUCAAAACCUUUCUAUUAUUGGUGAAUCGAAGCGUUAUCUUACCACUCGUCUUGUGCCUACAGUCAAGGAACAGUGGAAUGAUCAAGUGGCCGAUGUAGCACAUCGUAUCAUCCAUGCUGAUGUAUCUGGACGUGCCAAAAAGAUGUGGGAUGAGAAUGUAGCACCCAACUUGAAAUAG